This is a messenger RNA of Candidula unifasciata, 658 nucleotides long. Lineage: Eukaryota; Metazoa; Mollusca; Gastropoda; Stylommatophora; Geomitridae. The record is from the annotation of a GenBank genome assembly.
AUGGAAACGAAAGGAGGCAACAGAUUUGAUCGCUACAGAACUAUUAUGCAGAGUCUACGUAAAAGGCUGAGUUUUCGCAAAAAGAAGGAUCAUGUCCCAGAGUGCUCUAAGCCCCAUCAGUGGCAAGAAGACGAGAAGAAAGUCAGAGAAGGAACCUGUAGUUUUCAAGUCAGGUACCUAGGUUACAUUGAAGUAUUUGAUUCGAGGGGAAUGCAUAUCUGUGAAGAAGCUGUCAAGACACUGAAAUCACAAUGUAAAGGCAAAUACCAGAGAGCUGUACUGUAUGUCUCUGGAGAUGCCCUGAGAGUUGUUGAUGAGAUCAGCAAGAGUAUGAUUGUGGACCAGACUAUAGAGAAGGUAUCAUUCUGUGCACCUGAUCGCAACCACGAGAAAGGUUUUGCAUACAUCUGCAGAGAUGGAACCACGAGACGUUGGAUGUGUCAUGGGUUUCUUGCCGUCAAAGAAUCUGGUGAGAGGUUAAGCCAUGCUGUGGGGUGUGCUUUUGCAAUCUGUUUAGAGAAGAAGCAGAAGCGGGACAAGGAGACAGGGGUCACCGUUACCUACAACCAGUCACGGACAAGUUUUGAGCGAACUGGCUCGUUUAGGCAGACGACCAUGACUGAGAGAAUUGUGGAUCCACAGAGUGCAAUUUUGGCUG